AUGCUGUGGGUUGCUGCCAAGCUCAGUGCAGAUCUGUCCAAUUCCCAACUUUGCUUGAUCCAAGACGGAAUGGACCAGGCAAAGGUCCGUAUUCCACGAUGGGGUUACGGACGGAUUUCAAAGUCUUGUGAGAAGCUGUACCGCCCCGCGAUGCAUUUGGUGGCCAAUUGGGCCCAUGGCUGGCGGCUGACGAUUCACCUUAGCUGUGAGGACAUGAAGAAAGACAGUGUGACCAGCAUCGAGGUGCUUUGCAAAUCGCUUUGCGGCAUUCUUGAUGGGUGCGGUUCAAUGCCACUAGGCAUAUACCUACAACAUGACAAUACAUACAGGGAAGCCAAAAACAGGUACAUGUUGAAUUUUUUAUUGAUGCUGCAGCUCCUUGGUGCGGCAAGGGUCGUGGCCAUGGGAUUCCUCAGGGUAUCCCAUUCCCAUGAGGAUGUUGAUCAAGCAUUUGGCCAGAUUGCCAGACUGCUGGCUGGUAAGACUCUGAUGUCUGAUCAGGAGAUGCUGACUUUAUUGAACGAUUGUUUCAUGUCUGCUGCUGACCCUGGAGAGACUUCAGGCCGCCUGAGGGGUGCAAAUGCAGACGCUGUCAAACUAGACCAAGCAGCUUUAUGGAAGAACUUUGUGGGCCAAACCGGCCUGAGCUUCAAGGGGUUGCGCCAUGUGCACUUUUUCAAGUUUACUCUUCGCAAAGAUCUGGGUACCAGUGUUCUCGAUAACAUUCUGAAUCUGGAAGAGUAUGGCCGAGGGCAUGUUCCUCAUGAAAAUGAUGUCUUUUUGGUGACAAAACGCUGGCUGGCAGAUUCUGAAGUGCUUCGGGCCACAGUGGUUGUGCCCGCAUCUGUUGCGAGCCAAAUUCGGACCGGCUUCCAUCCACCAGCAGGAAUUGCAGAAAGAAGAGCUAUCGCAGAGAAUGUGCGCAAAAACCUUGCCAAAAGAGUUCCGAUUUUGAAGCGCAGUGGUGAAUUGACAGCUUCAGGCGCUGAAUAUUUGACACGAUGGAGUACUGCUACUUUGAAUCAUGAGCAAAGGAGGAAAGUUGAUGAGGACGUCGUCCAGGAGAUCCUCUUUGCAUCGGAAGAUGAAGGGGGAUGCCGUGGUGAGCAGUGCUCCGACACCAAUGAACUCCUGCUGGAAUCAGAUGUAGAAGAAGCAGUCGUUGGAGCUUUCGUGGAGGACUUUGUGCACAAUCAGGUCUUUGCAGAUCUCCGAGAUCUUUUGGCCAAGAACCUGGGGCAUGUGAACUCGACCCUCCGGGUUGGCAGCCUUUUCUCUGGGUGGGGAGUUCUGGAGAUGGUGUGCCAGGAUUUGCAGAAAUGCUGGAAUUCGGUCCAGCCCAGUGGUUCUUCAUUGGAGGUUCAAUUGAAGUUCAUGGCCGAGCUUUGUCCCAGGAAGCAGAAGUACCUGUCCUCCAGAUUUCCUCAUGCGCACCUUUUUUGUGACGUGUCCGACAUGGGCAAGAAGUUUGCCAGAACUGCAAACGGAUGUUCUGAAGCUGUCGAUUUGCUGGUUGGUGGCUUUCCAUGUGUCUCCCUUUCAAUGUUGACAACGACUCCCGGAAGUGUGCUGGAUCCAGACUGCAGCAGUGGCAAAGGCUAUCUCGGAUUGGAAAAGUACGUGAGGUUUGACCUCAUAGAGAAGCGGUUCUCAAGUCUGGGGUAUCUUGUUUCUGGGGCGAUCUACAACGCGGCAGACUUCGGGGUCCCGCAGCAGAGGCGCCGUGCAUGGCUGCUGUGUGUCUUGAAGUCAGAGAUUGCCUGUGACGCUGCCAAGCUGGAAGCUGAUGUGAACCGAUUCCAGCGGAAGAAUGUCCCACUCUCUAGCUGUCUGAAUCUCAAAGAUUGGCCAAGUGUCAAUUCCAUGAAGGGCAAGGGUGGUAAGGGUGGCAACAAGUGGGAGGACAGCUUUGCAGAACAGUGCAAGAUCUUUGGGAAGGAGACACACGACAUGUUUUUGGAUUGCGUGUAUUUUCUUGAAUUGGAGUGA
Messenger RNA from Durusdinium trenchii, 1989 nucleotides. NCBI's taxonomy places the organism in Eukaryota, Dinophyceae, Suessiales, Symbiodiniaceae. The record is from the annotation of a GenBank genome assembly.